Messenger RNA from Rubroshorea leprosula, 825 nucleotides. Lineage: Eukaryota; Viridiplantae; Streptophyta; Magnoliopsida; Malvales; Dipterocarpaceae. The record is from the annotation of a GenBank genome assembly.
AGUUGGGGAACUUCCAUAGGAUUUACUCAGCCCUGCUUUCUCUCCUUUCCCUUAUCUGUUUAUUUUCUUCUAACUGGCUGCACUAUAUGCAUUUCCCUUCUCUCAAAACCAACCUCUUCCUUUCCAAUGGCCAGCCGUUCUUCAGUGAUAAUUUGUAGGUGAAAGAAGGUAGAAAAAACAUGGGACGUGCUGGUAAGGCUUUGAGGGUUCUGUUUGGAGUUAUUGUGUUUGUGGGGGUUAUUUGGUUUUUGUUUGCUGGUAUCAUAGCAAACCAUGUGAGUACAACAAAGACAAUGAAGAUGGUGUCCCCAACUAGGAAUUUCAAGCACUGGAAUUUUGUUGCAGAAGAUAGGCAUCCUCUCCAUCAUGAUUUCAAUCUCAAUUAUGUGAGCAGGAGAAGAGUACCCAAUGGACCUGAUCCCAUUCACAACAGGAGAGCAUCCAAGUCUAGACAACCACCAGGGCGAAUAUGAUUUGAGGUUAAAGAAACUCAAGUUUUGCACUUGUCACGGAAGACCCUCCUGCAAAAAAUGUUGUUAAAUUUUAGAUGCUAUGUCAAUCCCAUGAAGGUUUGUUCGAUUUAUAUAUGAUUCAACCAGUAGUUCUCCAUUACAAGAUGGUUUUCUUGGAUUUCUUGUUCAUCUAGUUUUGAAGGUGACAAGCAAAAGAAUUGAUGGACAUUCAAGAAUCAAGAAUACUUUUGGAGUUGUCCCACCAGUAUUUCCUUGUUUCCUUGCUAGUGUUCUCUUGGAUAUCAUAAGAGAGUUUAUGGCUAGGGGUUUGCUUGGCAUGAGAAAACAAAGCCAAUGAAAUGCUUGUUAGGAA